GUUGCAAACAGGAAUUAAGAAAAAGAGCUUCCCUUUUGAUGGAGGAUGUCUGAGAUGAUGAAGGUGGAAGUGGAGAACCCCAGAGGGCGAAGCUUGGGCCCCCCCAUCCCUGCAGGAUCUACAUCAGAACUGGAGCAGACACAAGGCAGCAAAGAUCUCAUCCAGACGGUGGUAAUUAAAGAAGAAUUUGUCCGAGACUGGAGCUCCAGCUCUGAACAGCAAGACCACGAGCCCUUUGAUAUAAAGGAGGAGGAGGAGGAACUGUGGAUCAGCCAAGAGGAUGUGAAGAUAGAAGAUGAAAAAAAAUCUCAGUUUUUUGAACCUGAUCAAACUGACACUGGAGACGGCAGAGAAGCUGAAGCUCCAACCAGCAGCUCUGCAGAACAGCUGGAAACAGAAGCUAAUGGAGAGCAGUGUAGAGGACCAGAUGCAGACUGGACCCCACAUUCCUUUUAUUCCUUUCAGCAAAGUGACAUGACGGCAUAUAGACGAGAUAAAAUGUCUAAGCUGUGUUCUGGCCUCAUGGCUCAGGUUGAAGUCCAUGAAGGAGAAAAGCCAUAUGCUUGUGUUUUUUGUGGAAAACGAUUCAAACAUAAAACAUCAGUUAAAUUACACAUGAUGACUCACACGGGAAUUAGAGAACAUUGCUGUGAUCUCUGUGGGAAAGGAUUUAAGGAAAAACGUUUUCUUCAGACGCAUAUGAGACUGCACACUGGAGAGAAGCCAUUUGCCUGCCAUGUUUGUGACAGAAGGUUUCAUGCAAGAAAAUUUCUUAAAACCCAUCUUGUCGUCCAUUCUGAGGAAAAACCAUUUUCCUGUGAUGUUUGUGGUACUAGAUUUAAGAUAAAGGAAUGCCUUAAAAAGCACAUGAGGAUCCACACAACGGAUAGACCGUUUGUUUGUGAUGUUUGCAAUAAAAGGUUUUCCCUACAAGAGACUCUAAAAAGUCACAUGCGUGUUCACACGGGAGAGAAACCAUUUAUCUGUAGUGUUUGCAGCAAAGGUUUUUCACGAAAAGAGAGCCUUAAGGGUCACAUGCGUGUACAUACUGGGGAGAAACCGUUUAUUUGUAGCGUUUGUAAUAAAGGAUUUUCACGACUAGUGUAUCUGAGAAAACACGUUAUGGUUCACACCGCACCAUUCAGCUGCAGUGAAUGUAGUAAACUUUUUGUCGAUGAGAUUCAGUUAAAGCGGCAUGUUAGAUUUCACACAGAAGAGAGGCCGUUUGGUUGCGACAUCUGCAAAAGCAGAUUUAACCAAAAGCGCCAUCUUGAGAAUCACAUGAAAGGCCAUUCGGGAGAAAAACCGUUUGUUUGUAUUGUUUGCAGCAAAGCGUUUUCGCAGCAAGUCUCACUGAACAGACACAUGCGUGUUCACACUAAAGAGAAACCGUUUGCUUGUAAUGUUUGCAGUAAAGCAUUUUCUCAGCAAGGAAAUUUGAAGAGGCACAUGAGUGUUCAUGAGGGCUGCGAGUGAUUAUUUAUGCGUUGCUGAAUCAGAUGUUUGACAAAUCAUUUCUCUGUGCAAACCAUCUCUCUUUUCACUACUAAUAUAUACCUGACACAAAGCCCUCCACCCUAAAAUGUAUUUCCCUGAGAUGUCUUUACAUGUGUCUAGAAAUGUCCUCAACAAAUGUAAAAAUUAUCAAACAUGAAUUUGAAAUAUUCUUUCAAAAUAAAGAUAAAACCUAUAUUACAGCUCAUAACUUGUAAGAAAACUAAUGUUAAAAUUACAAUUUCUUUAAAUUAUUUUGGAGCAUGAAGAGAUCUUUGAUACCAAUUUGCAUUUGUAAUAAAAUUGCAGUUUAGAACCAUGGAAUUUUUAAAUCGCAGAGUCCUUCAGUUUAGGUUACGUUAUAUUUUUAUUCCAGUUUAAGUGGUGGUAUAAUAUAUGUGUUCUAAAUAAACUGAAAUUAUUGAAUUAAAUUGCAUAGCUACCCUUAAACAUUAAUUUAUUAUGUGUUGGUGGAAGUUCUACUUCACUAGGGACCGUUCAUAUUGGAACAAUUCUUUUAAUGAUACUAUCCCAUGCUUUAUGGUAGGGUUGAAGGAACCUUUGACACUGUAAAUACAAAAGAAAUUUUGCCUAUUUAGAGUUUCUUAAUUGUAAUAUUUUCUAUAUAUAAAUUAUUAUUUUUUUGCCCAGACCCUUAGUGCUUAUUAUUAUGAUGAAAAGGCCUAUAUUUACCUGUGAAGGUAAGAACAAGUGUUCAUUGUAUAUACAUAAAAGUAAGGUACGUUAUCUGACUUAUUGGUGGUAUUUCAGUCAGAUGAACACAUCCUUACAGAACCAUCCUCUAUAAAUUAGAGGGUUUUUCUUUGAUAAAUAUAAAUUAAACUGUACUGGUUGUAACUCUAAAGUGUGCCUGAGUUCUUUUAUAAAUCCGAUCAUUUAAGCAAGUUGUGUCUCUUCUCUUUAUGGCUUUGAAAUUGUUAAAAGCUUCAGUAUGUCAUUCUCUAAAGGUUUUAAUUUAAGGAUUUUUAACUUUGUCUGUUGUUUAUAUGUAUACCUCUCUGUUUAGUCUUGUUAUUGUUAAUUGUUGAUUUUUGGAAAAAUUUUUUUGACACUUUAACACCACAUUGUGCCAUGGUCAAAAUGAAAUUUUUUUUAUUUUUGCGUAUUUUUUUAUUUUUAUGUCAUCUAUACUAAAAUGUGUUGCGCUGUAUUGGUCAAGGAGUGAAAAUGUGG
Cyprinodon variegatus (sheepshead minnow) is the source of this 2688-nucleotide messenger RNA. Its product is annotated as zinc finger protein OZF-like. The transcript is spliced from 2 exons. Gene Ontology annotation, biological process: negative regulation of transcription by RNA polymerase II; regulation of cytokine production; regulation of immune system process. NCBI's taxonomy places the organism in Eukaryota, Metazoa, Chordata, Actinopteri, Cyprinodontiformes, Cyprinodontidae. The record is from RefSeq and is a predicted model, not a curated record. Bases 46 to 1476 code for a protein of 476 amino acids.